UCUCAGUCUUCGGGGGACCGCUGCCAUGGACACGGAGACGCCGCAGUCAAUGGGGAAGCUGCUUCACUUUCACACAGAAUGCAGCAGAGACAAACAUCUUGAGACUCGUUCACCACGUAACCGAACCACAGAUCAUGGCCCGCUAUGACGAGCUGGAUGAGUUGCGGCUUCAGUUCCAAACGCUGCAGAAGCAGCAGGAGAAGCGAAAGCUGGACAGGAAGAAGGAGAAAGAACCGGAUAAGCUGAAUGUCGAGGUUACACAGGAGGAUUCGGGUGUGUUGAAACAAGACAUUCAGGCAGACCACCGGCCUGCUAAGAAAAAACAUGUGCAGGACGACGAGCCGAAUUUGCUUGAUGAGCUGCGAGAGCUCAAAGAUGAAAAUGGUCGUCUCUUCAAACUCCUCGGAGAAAAGGAUUUUGAAAUUAAACACCUGAAGAGGAAAAGAGAAGAAGAACGACUGGCCCUAGCAGGCACGUCGGGCUUGGCCGGCGACGCAGCAGCCACCAGGAUUGUUGACCUGUCCAAGAAGAACAGGGAGCUGAGCUCUGAGAUCAACAGAGAAAAGACCAGGUCCAAGCAAAACAGCAACAGAAUCAAAGCGCUUGAGAAAGAGCUACAGUCUGCGUUGGUGCACUCUCCCCCUGGGCAAAACACAGACACAAAAUCCCAGAUUAAGAGAUUAUCAGAAGACUGUGAGGAAAAUCCAGCGGUGAAAUCUCUGCAGGAGAAAUUAGCCGCAGCCAAACUGAGAUCGGCUGAAUGUCGAAACCAGGUCCAAUCCCUCAAACAGGAGUUGAAAGUAGCUCAGAAGGUUUUAAUCAGUGAGGUUGGAGAGGAGGUCAACCUUCAGCAAUUACUGAGCUGCCCGGGGAGCUUCAGAGGUCGCGCUCAACAGAUACUGGUUCUUCAGACGAAGGUGCGGGACCUCGAGCAGCAGCUGAACCAGUCGACUCAGCGGCGACAGCCAAGCGUCCUGAGUGUAGAGGACGAGUUCCUUGGCACGGGGGUCCUUCUGAAGACCCCUCCUCAAGAGAGGAACCUCAGCUACAUCCGCUCCAUGGAGAAGGAGAAGAGGGAGGCGUUCGAGCGAAUCUCAGUGGAGUAUGAGAACCUACAGAAAGACCACGAGGAUGGGAAGAAAAAGAUGGAAGCCUCUAAAGCCAGGAACAAAUCUCUGUCUGCUGAGAUGAAAACUCUGAAGGUCCAAGUUUCCACCCUGCUGGAGAAGGGGAAACACGAUAAUGAGCUUGUGGAUGCUUUGCUGAAGCAGCAGACCCAGAUGCAGGAGGUGUUGAGACGGCUCAGCCGACAGCAGAGCGGUCAGAGCAAGGAGCUCCAGCAGAACCCGAGCAACUUGCGGAGCAGCGAGUCGGCAGAACACUACGCUCUCGUCCAGAACCUCAAGCAGAUAGUUGCUGAGAGAGAAGAGACGAUCAAAGAACUGCAGGAGGAAAUCCAGCAGCUCUCCCUCCAGGAAGAGGGAGAGUCCAGCCACAAGACCAUUUGCACUGCAGGCUUUCUGCCUGAAGAGGGAGACAUUAACAAGAGAAUAACAUCGUCAGGUUCACUUUCUAAAUUUGGUCAUAAACUGGUGCUGCCUUCUGUGAAAAGCAGCUCAGAAUUCAAGGGUCCAGGUUCUUCAAAAUGUCCCCAAUGCUCAGCCGAUGUCAGUGCCCUCAUGACCCAAUGUAGUGAAUACAAAGUCCUCUGUGUGGAGAAGGACAGACUCUCUGAGCUGGUGAACAUCCUACAGACAAAAGAAAAAGAUUGGACCCAGAGGUGUGCGGAGGCUGAGCACAAGUAUCAGGAGGAGCGCCGCCGGAUGGUGACCCUGGAGCAGCAGCUGGAGCGGACCGAAUUAGAUUCAAAUGUGCCCUGUGGGAGAUUGGCAGGUCCCCAUUGGACUGAGCGAGAAAGUGCCACAAGACAAAAAUAUCAGCGCUCGGGACAGGAUGAAGAAAGCCUUUAUGCUCAGGGCAACAGAAAAGGGCUUGUGUUGAAUACCUCCUGGAUGGAAGGUGAGGCGCACUCCAAUGUGGCGGAGUGAGAUGUGUCGCUGGAGGAGCAGAGGAGAUACCAGGAGCCUCACGACCACGUGCCCUGCAGGUUUUGCCAAAUGUAUAUCAAAUGUAGCAGUGUGCGUCAGAAAGGUGUUGAUGGAGCAAAUACUUGUCACGGUCCCGAACUGCAUCUAAUUCCAGGGAAAAUGUUUAACUCAAUAAUUUGUUAUUUUUUUAUAUAUAUAUAUAUAUAUGCCGCGACACAACUUCACAGACAAAUGAAGUCAGUGUUUUUGAGCAUGCAGAAUAGUACCCGAAGCUUUUAUUUUGAACAUGUGAUCCCUGAUAGGAGCGAGGUCACAAUGCCUACUUUUUUUUGCGCUGAAGAUUAGCACAACAACGGCUGACUUCAGUCAUUAGAGGGUGUCAUCACCUCCAAAUAAAUUACACCCUGCCAAACAAUUUUAAUAUUGUUUUAUGAGGCCGUAUUACGCAGAAAGGUGUAGAUUUAUUCCAAAAUGCCCAAUAACCCACCAAACCAAACACAAACUUAUGUAAACACAGCAUACGUAAACAGCCUCACCUAUUUGUCAUUCCAGGUUUGAAUGACUCCUUUCUCCAUCCUUCUCCUCAGAGGUAUUCCCUCGUUCUGGACCAAUGCUUCCUGCAGACCAUUGACUGCAUCCAGAAACUAAAGUAAAUAGUGGAGCUGUGAACGCAGAGGUUAAAGUUAGCCAUCAGUAUAUGAGGGAUCUGUGAACUUAAGUCAGGCCAGAAAACGGUUUGUGCCUCUAUGAGUCCAUUCAUCUCCCAGUGCCUCUCAUUUACAUGUAAUGGAAAGAAAAUAAACAGCAGAGCCCUAAUGUGCUCAUUUACAGUAAGUAGGAGCAGGAUAAUAAGCUUUUAUCUUAGCAGCACUAAAGCAAUGAUAAGCACGUGUUUCUUCUUGUAAAUGAAAUGUUCCUGAUUAAGUGUACAGGAGGUGUCUUGUUGCUGACACCGAUAUCAAGGACUUGGUGCACAGUGGCGCAAAAUUGAUGGUGACAUGUUGACGAGAUGAGCUCCGACAGCAGAUUAUCUGAUCUUGGUUUUGAUCAGUGCCUCUUGCUCUUACUUCAACUGGCUCUUUAAUUCAAAGUUAUGUUUAUGUGUGACAGUUGUGUGCAGUUCGGUGUCACGUCAACACCGUACGAUCAAGGCUUCUCUUUUUCCUCGUAAUUGUGAUAAGUUUAACAAUGGGUUCUACACUCUAUGGCAUUGUGGUGUGUCAUGUACUGUUUAUCAACUGGCCUGCAUCGAUGCAAUGUGAAGCCAAAAAUCCCAAUUAAACAUUCAC
This is a messenger RNA of Pleuronectes platessa (European plaice), 3337 nucleotides long. RefSeq names its product coiled-coil domain containing 13 (gene ccdc13). The record is from RefSeq and is a predicted model, not a curated record. The transcript is spliced from 15 exons. The coding region runs from base 135 to 2048 and encodes 637 amino acids. Lineage: Eukaryota; Metazoa; Chordata; Actinopteri; Pleuronectiformes; Pleuronectidae. Gene Ontology annotation, cellular component: centriolar satellite. Gene Ontology annotation, biological process: non-motile cilium assembly; cytoplasmic microtubule organization.